CGAUUACAGAAACGUUUCAUGACCGACUUGCACAAGUUUUAAAUCGAAAUGCAGAUCCGUUUGGUUUUGUUAUUUGCUAUAGGCUUCAAUACAAUAAGUAAUAGUUUCGAACUAUCAUCUGACCAAUCUGAAAAUUUAAAUACAAGCUCAACACCUUCACAAUCAAUCGCUAAUUACUAUGAGAGGGAGAUGGAAAACCAACUUUUUAACAGUAAAAAAAACUCCAUUAGUGACACGUGGAUAGGUAAUAUUAUUGCUACGCAAAUGGACGGAUUCGUACCGUUUUCUUAUGAUAAUCCAAAAUGUACUGAGGAUGGAAAAAUUUACAAGGAACACUUAAUCAAACAAGACUCGUGGGCCGUUCAAAUGUAUGAUUCCUCAGCUAAAUAUCCAGGAGGCCUUUUGUCUGGAAUUACAUACGAAAUGGGAUAUUAUGAUCAGUGUCUGAGAGCGCAUUCAAAAGAGUUAAAUAUAUACAGUGCGUAUGUUUUACCAAACGUUCAGUUUCAAAUUACUGAAGAAAAUGACAAUAUGCCUAAAGUAAGAAAUAACGUCACAUCAGCUUGGAGAUAUGUGAAAACCGAAGGUAAUUAUUCGAAUUAUACUCAAAUAAUUGACAACAUAAAUUGGGCAUUAUGUAUCCCGGACUCUUGUAACGCCAAAGACGUUCAGAUAUCAAUGGAAGAAUUAUUGACACCUAUAUUUAAACACUCUAAUUUAACAAUCAGAGUUUCUGUUAAUCCAGCUCUAUACACAUCAAAAAGAACGUCUGACGCAAAACAUACUGAUGGAUACCUCAUUUUCUUUUGCAUGGUUCUAGUGCUGAUCUUAACGUUAAAUAUAGUUGGGACUUUGUACGAAAUGAACAUUAUAGGUGAUCAACAUGUUCAUUGGUCUAUUUUAAAAAAUAUUUUACUGGCCUUUUCUAUCAGAAAAAGCACAACAAUUGUAUUUAAUACACAAAGAAAAAAUGAGUUGUCUGUAGCUGAUGGUUUAAAAUCUUUUUUAGCGAUCUGUGUAGUUAUGGCACAUAGAAUAUAUCAUAGUACAUUUGUUUCUGCAACAGACAGCCCUUAUUUUAUGGAAAACUUAAUGAGUAGUCCCUGGUUGAAUGCACCCGUUGGUGUGGAACUAUUUUUUGUAAUUUCAGGCUUUAUGAUGUACAUUUCUAUAAUUAAUCGAUUAAAUAAAGAAAAAAAACUUAACUUUUUCUAUCUAAUCUUUUAUAGAAUGACAAGACUUCUACCAGCAUACACAAUAGUUUUUUUGCUAUACAUGUGUGUUCUUCCUCACAUAGGAGAUGGUCCAUUAUGGAAAUUAUAUGGAAUUCCGCAAUCAGAAUUUUGUCGUAUAAAUGUGUGGAAAAAGUUUUUAUUUAUUGAUAUUUACGUUGAUGGUUCUGAAAAAAUGUGUAUACCUAUUACCUGGUAUGUAACAUGUGAAGUACAUUUUUAUGCAAUCGGAAUUAUUCUUACGUAUGCAAUAUGGAAAUGGAAAAAUAUUGGCCUAUGGAUUUUAGGCAUAGUAUUUGCAUUAUCUGUUUACAUGCCAGCAAGGACGAUUUAUACGAAUAAUUUAACGACUGUUAUAACAACGAACGUAAUAAGGGGUUUACGAUCAAACCCAUUCUUCUUAUUUGUAUAUAUGAAGAGUCACCAGAGAAUUACAACAUACCUGAUCGGAAUGGCAGCGGCACACAUAUAUACAAAACUAAAACAAGACAAUUACAAAAUAUCCGCUCGAAACAAGACAAUCGGUUCUAUCAGUUCUUUUAUAAUGUAUAUGUUAAGUCAAUGUUCAUCGGCUUACUUAUUAUUACCUGGAAUAGAAUAUAACUCGUGGCACCACGUACUACACUUUACUCUGCAAAGGAUCGUUGCUGCUAUUUUUGAUAACCAGUUUAGGUUAUUUAUUUUUGAAGUUAUUGAAGUUACAAGUUACUAA
Molecule: messenger RNA, 1944 nt
Organism: Adelges cooleyi (spruce gall adelgid)
Lineage: Eukaryota; Metazoa; Arthropoda; Insecta; Hemiptera; Adelgidae
Product: nose resistant to fluoxetine protein 6-like
Exons: 12
Coding region: 49-1944 (631 amino acids)
Molecular function (GO): acyltransferase activity, transferring groups other than amino-acyl groups
Source: RefSeq, a predicted model, not a curated record